AUGACAAGAUCAUAUCUCGGAGACAAAUUGUCCGAGAGCCGUAGCCUCGCGAGUCAUGGUAAUUGGAUACUGAUGAUGAAUCCGAGUCUCGAUUUCUACGUCUUGAACGUGUUUACCUGCGAGAGAAUCUAUCUUCCGUCUCUAUCACUCCGAGGUCAAGUGAGAUUCCAAAGAAAAGACGGUGGUGGGUUAUUCCUCGAACACUCUUGGUUAAAUCGUGAGACGAUCAUCAACAGGUAUAUCGAGACGGCUGUUUUGUGGAUCGAUGAGAAGACAAAAGAUUUUGUCGUUUGUUGGAUUUACAAUGAUCAGUACUUGUUCUCAUACAAGAAAGGAGAUGAUUCUUGGUGGCACCUUGAAGGAACAAAGUGUUUACAUAUGGCUUACAAGGAUCAAAAGCUCUGUGUUUAUACCUCUGACCAUCUCAUCAAGAUUCUUGAUUACUCUGGUGAUAUCCCGGUAGAGAUCAUCGAAGAAAACCCUUAUUUGAAUCAUCCUUUUUACUAUGAUCCGAAACCGUGGGAAUACAUUUGGAAGAGGAGAUUAGCGAUCACGACUUCAGGAGAUGUUCUAAUCAUUCUGAGCUUAAAAGGAGUCCUUGAGUACCAAGAGAAAAUUUUGUUCUACAUCUUUAAGUUGAAUCUUCAAGCCGGCCAGGAAUGGGAACGAGUAGAUUCUCUGGGCAAUGAGAUAUUGGUUUUUGGUAAAGAAGAGAUUCUUGGAGGAGUCAUCUAUUUCGUUCCUGAUGAUGUUUGGCCGGAGGCGGCCAAUAAUGACCUUCAAAUAUAUACCGGUGCCUUUGAUCUUUCAACAACCAAAAUAAUAUGGACUCUACCUCAACUUUAUUAUUACGUGUACAACAUUCGCUAUCGCUGGAUUGUUCCAGGGAUCUGUUAA
Camelina sativa (false flax) is the source of this 897-nucleotide messenger RNA. The record is from RefSeq and is a predicted model, not a curated record. NCBI's taxonomy places the organism in Eukaryota, Viridiplantae, Streptophyta, Magnoliopsida, Brassicales, Brassicaceae.